This is a messenger RNA of Annulohypoxylon maeteangense, 1172 nucleotides long. Its product is annotated as 60S ribosomal protein L28. Lineage: Eukaryota; Fungi; Ascomycota; Sordariomycetes; Xylariales; Hypoxylaceae. Gene Ontology annotation, biological process: translation. The record is from RefSeq and is a predicted model, not a curated record. Bases 183 to 653 code for a protein of 156 amino acids. The transcript has 5 exons. Gene Ontology annotation, cellular component: ribosome; cytosolic large ribosomal subunit. Gene Ontology annotation, molecular function: structural constituent of ribosome.
GCAUAAAUGAAUUAGGUUUAUGCAGAUUAUAUAAAAAGAAGCUAGUACGAAUUUAGCUAAUUAAGCGACUCCCACACUUGGGCAAUUGCGCUGUGAACUUUUCGAAUUCGCCAAAGUCAUAGAACAAUCGAACCGAAAUUUACCAUUCUUGCGAUUCUCCGAAUUUCUAGAUCUCAUACAAGAUGGCCGUCACCGCUAGCAACCUCGUCUCCGCCGACCUCAUCUGGGAGAUCUCCCGAAGCAACAACUCCUACCUCGUCAAGAGAAAGGAGGCUGGUGGUGUCCAGUUCUCUCGGGAUCCUCUUAACCUGGUGAACAAGAACAGCCGCAAGUAUGCCGGUUUCCUGAACGACAAGGCUAUUGGCGUCCAGCCCGCCGAGAAGAACGGUGUCAAGGUCAUCAGCAAGAAGGAGUCCGCUUCGCUGAAGCCCGCCAAGUCUACGACCGAGGUUGUCCACAGCGGUGGCCAAACCACACGAAAGAUCUACAAGACCGUCGCCAACAAGGCCGCCGCCGGUGGUUACCGAGCUGACCUCCGCGAAGCCGCCGUUGCCCGUGUCUCCGCUAUCCGCCGAUCCCAGAAGGAGCCCAAGCCUACCCCCGAGUCCAAGCCCCGAGGCGCAAAGGCCAAGAAGGCCGCUGCUGAGUCGUAAGCUUUACAUAGGGGAAGCAAGAAUGCCGACGAGGAUUGGGCGACUACUGCUAGGGAAUGACGGCUAGGGAAUGAGCAUAUGCAUUUAAUUGCUCGGUAGUCAGCCCGAACCUCAACAGUGUUCAAAUAAUACAUGCAUUGAAAAGAAAGGAGCCACAGAUUUUGCGUGAUUUCGAACAUAUCCCGCAUACUUCAAACGACGAAUUUUGCAGAGGAAGUAGGCUGAGAUAAUUACAGUCUAAUAUGGCAGGGCUACCCGGAGAAUCCUGGUUUUGCGGCGUCACGAAAGGGUGUGUGUGACAGCAGCCAAGCUUAUUCGUAUGAUACGGCUACCUUGAGUGAUUUUAUUCCUACAUCCUCCUACAUUCCCCAGUACUUAUCGCAGGCCAGGGGUGAGUCGGGAGGUCUCAUACAUGUAAGUGAGAAGUAAAUUGCCCUUCAUCGUCGGUCUUUUUUCCUAGAGUCCUUAAAAGAGCCAAAAAGGUAUUAAACGUGAAUGAUUUCCCUUUUAGCCCGUCCG